AUGCAACCGAGAAAUGCAGAUGACCAGCAGGCUGUUCAACUGGACGGCGAUGCGAUGGAUCUGGACAAGUAUCUGAAUCUAGAUCUAUUUGAUGAUGGGGAGAUGGCUGGCAAAAAGCCGUCGCCCAAAACACCUCUCCAGCCUACCAAAGUCAUUGAUUUGGAUGUUGAAAUGGCUGGUCUGAAUGAUGGAUUUGCUAACAUCAUGCAGCUGCACGGACAACAGUCAGACGAGAAUAUCCUCAACGAUCGCCUGGCUUCUCAGAGGAGAUACGCCAAUGACAACGACUCACUGGAUCAGCUGCGCGCCAGAGCCAUGAAGCCUAGUGUCUAUUCGGAUGUCUCCGAGGAAAGGCAGGCAUUGUCAUGUACGACAACACUAGUCAAAGUUCGCUUGUUCCAAGGCGAGACUCUACGACGGGCAGUGAUCAAGGGGCCCCCUUGA
This is a messenger RNA of Fusarium venenatum, 444 nucleotides long. RefSeq lists its product as uncharacterized. Lineage: Eukaryota; Fungi; Ascomycota; Sordariomycetes; Hypocreales; Nectriaceae. The record is from RefSeq and is a predicted model, not a curated record.